Conger conger (European conger) is the source of this 9633-nucleotide messenger RNA. Its product is annotated as peripheral-type benzodiazepine receptor-associated protein 1-like. Gene Ontology annotation, biological process: neuromuscular synaptic transmission. Bases 364 to 6957 code for a protein of 2197 amino acids. The transcript is spliced from 31 exons. Lineage: Eukaryota; Metazoa; Chordata; Actinopteri; Anguilliformes; Congridae. Gene Ontology annotation, molecular function: protein binding. The record is from RefSeq and is a predicted model, not a curated record.
UCUGGCUCCUUUCUUGCUUCUAGUGUGUGGACAUUGCCGUGGCGUGAACGGUUUUCAUGAAAAAUAAAGCCCAGUGUUUGUAAUUAUUACAUUUUCUAGCCAUGAAUAAGGGUGAUUGAAAUGCUUCUCAUUUGAAAUAUUGUGUGCAGUGUGGUGCAUUUGUAAAGUUUUCUCUUUUGGUUUAACGAGGUUUGGUGAGGAAAGCAAGACAGCGUUUCAAAAUGGUGUUUCCGAAUCUAUAGAACAUCCUGCAUGAACCAUUUCCAGCCCGCCAUUUUAAAUUGCCCAUGUCCUCCUCGGAGCCGAGUGGGGCUCCUCUUCCCUGUCCGUUUGCUGUGCUGCUGUGACAGGGCUUGACCGACGAUGGGCAAGGACGGCGGUAACGCUUUUAUUCUCUCAUCCAAGAAGGCCGCCUGCCGUUACCGCGGCGAGCAGGGGCGGGAGGUCGAGAAGCUGCGCACUGCGUUGGAGGCGGAGAAAAACAAGAGCAGGCAGGCGCAGCGGAAGCUGGCCGUGGAGCUGAGGCGCCUCCGCGAGGCGGCCAAGCAGGAGCAGCAGAAAGCGGAGCGGGAGCUCACCUCCAGGCACGAGCAGGAGAAGGCCCUGGAGCUCCUGCGGUUGAGGGAGGCUCUACAGAAGGAGCGCGAGGCCGAGGUGCGGACCAUACUGCGGCGGAAAGGGGAGGAGCUGCGGGCCGCCGGGAGUGGCCUGGAGAAGGAGCGAGAGUCCGCCCGCAGGCAGGCCCGGGAACUGCAGCGCCAGCUGGCGCGGGAGCUGAUCGGCAAGUCCGGCUCCUCGAGGAAGGGUUGUGGGGGUUGCCUGGGCAACGCGGAGACCUACCGACGGCUGGAGCGGCGACUCCAGCAGCUGCGGCGGGACACGGAUGGCGAGCAGGCCGCCCUCGUCCGACGCCUCGGAGAGGAGCUGGCGCUGGAGAAGAGCUUCUUCCUCCGUCACCUGCUGGAGGCCCACGGCUGGGCGGAGCCGGAGGUGAGCGGCGGCGGAAGGCGGAGGUCCUCCAGCUGCACCCACCUCCUCAGACCCGCCAAGGCCGGCUCGGACUCCGGCAGCGGACGGCGGGUCUCCCGCUCCAGGUCCCUGCCACAUAAGUCGAGGAGCUUUUCUCCACCACCCGAGAAGAAGAGCAGGGAAGCUGUCCUAUACCUGUCCCGCGCCUCCCGCUGCUCCUCCCCAGUGAAGGAGGUGUCUUUCAGCAGCGUGUCUUCGGAGUCGCGCUCCACGCAGACCUCGCCCGCCGAAGGGUGGGCGUCCGUCCUCCAGCACUCCAUCACAGAGUCGGCGGUGUUGGACGAGUCCUCCCUGUCCAAAUGCUCUCUCUCAGACAUGGAAAGCACGAAUGGCACGGAUUACGGAUACCUGGUGCGGCAGAACUCGGAGUUGCUGCGGGCACUGGAUGCACUGGAGAAGACUUGCGCUACGCUGAAGGAAGAGAAUGGCCUUCUGCGCAAAAGCAGCUCCCCAGAAACAGAGGAGAAGGUGAAGAGGCUGAAGAGGAAGAACGCAGAACUGGCCGUCAUCGCCAAGCGCCUGGAGGACAGGGCUCGCAAACUGCAGGAGGCCAACCUCAAAGUGGUGAACGCCCCUGUCCCGGUGAAGGGCGGGGCCGUGGAGCAGUACAAGCGGGCGUUUGCUCGACAGCGGGCGCGAGACCUGGCCCAGCACGCUGACACUCUGCUCUCCAAGGACAAGGAGAUCGCCGCCCUGCAGCGGGAGUGCAGGGAGCUGCAGGCUCGACUGGGCCCAGGGAAGGGUUCCCCUAGCCCCUCGGGGGUCCCGGAGUUUGAGCGCCUCCUGCGGGAGUCGCAGAAGGAGGUGCUGAGACUGCAGAGGCAGCUGUCCGUGUCCUCCUGCAAGGAGCGCGUCCCUGGGAGCGUCCAGGACAAGGCUGCCCCAGAGACCCCGUUGCCUGUAGUGGAUGAAGCCCCAGCCGAGUGUGAGGAGGAUCGAGGUGAGCAGGAGGAGGAGGUGAAGCAGCGGCCGCCAGAGGUCCAGGAGCCGCACGGGGACCAGACUGAGGAGCAGCAGCACCUCCAGUUGCUGGAAAGUGAACUGAGCAAGAAGAGGAAAGAAUGUGAGAGCCUUGAGCAUGAAGUAAGAAAAAGGCAGAAGAGAUGUCUGGAUUUGGAGAGCCGGCUCGAGGAUGAGCAGAGCAGAAAUGAGCGGUUAGAGGAGCAGGCCGAUCACCUGAGGCAGAAGGCACAGCUGCUCGACCAGAUCCAGGUUGAGAAUGAGGUUCUGAGGGACGACCUCUCUGAAGUGACCGCUCAACGCAAUUCAGUGCUCGAGGAGAACCAGAGACUCCGCGCCAAACUGGAGAACCUAGAGCAGGUCCUAAAGCAUAUGCGAGAGGUAGCAGAGAGACGGCAGCAGUUGGAACUGGACCAUGACCAGGCUCUGGCUAUCCUCAAAUUCAAGCAAGAUGAGAUCAAGCGGCUACAGCGGGCUCAGUUUUUUGCCAAGAGGGAACAUGAGGGGGUCGUGCAGAUGCUUGAGUCCAAGGUGCGGGACCUGGAGGAGAAAUGCAGGAGUCAGAGCGAGCAGUUUGGCCUGCUGUCCCAGGAGCUGGAGAGGUUCCGCCUGCACACCGGCAAGACGGACACGGGCGGGAGCAGCUCCGCACUCCCGAACCCUGGCCUGUCCCACCUGACCAAUGGGGUCGGGCUGGGCGGGGAGAGAGACCUGGUGCCAGCCCCCCGCUCUGCGGCCCCCCACCACACCUCAGCCCCAGGCCGGGCAGAGCGCUCACCUGGCACCCGUCACCGAGAGCUGCCAACCAUCAGCACCAAGUCAGGGUCCACCUCCAGCACCCCCAAGUCUGACUCCAAGCACCUCACCCCCAAAUCCGAGUCCCUCCCCCACAGCCCGCGCAAGUCGUCCCCCACACAUGAGGUCGACACGGCCAGUGAGGUGGAGGAGCUGGAUAUCGAUGUUUCCCCAAUUCCAUACCCAGGGAGCAGAGUCGCGGCUAAGCUACAGGUCUUCAUUGCCAGAUACAGCUACAACCCCUACGACGGUCCCAAUGACAACCCGGAAGUAGAACUCCCACUCACAGCCGGAGAGUACAUCUAUGUCUAUGGCGAUAUGGAUGACGAUGGCUUCUACGAAGGGGAGCUGAUGGACGGACGGAGAGGGCUGGUCCCCUCCAACUUUGUGGAGCGCGUCUCCGACGACGACAUGAUGAGCCUGCACCCCCCGGAGACGGGCGAGCUCUCCCACAGCUCCUUCCAGGACAGCAGCCUCCACAGUGAGAAGCACCUCCGCUUCAGCCUCAACAGCUCGGGCAGGGCAGAGCCGCUGCCGCCAUCGCCCGGGCCCGAGAAGGCCCAGGCACCUCUCGCCAAUGGCCUGGACCUCGACGCAGAGGAGCUGGGCGUGGACUCCGUGCCUUACCCGCGAAAGCUGACCCUCAUCAAACAGCUGGCCAAGAGCGUCAUCAUCGGCUGGGACCCGCCCCUGGUGCCCGCCGGCUGGGGCAGCGUCUGGAGCUACAACGUCUUUGUGGACGAGGACCUCCGGCUCAACGUGCCCUUCGGUGCCCAGACCAAGGCCGUCCUGGAGCGGCUGGAUGUCGGGCUCAAGUCCUACCGCGUCUCCGUCCAGAGCCUGACCGACAAGGGCAGCUCGGACCAGCUGCAGUGCAGUCUGCUGGUGGGGAGGGACGUCAGCGUGGCCCCCGCCCAGCUGAAGGUGGACUGCAUCUCCGCCACCUCCGCCAACUUGGCGUGGUUGCCCAGCAACAGCAACUACGUGCACGUAGUGUCUUUGAACGACGAGGAGUGCGAGCUGGUCAGGGCCAGCAGCUACUCCCUCUGCCUCAGCAACCUGGAGCCCAACAAGCAGUAUCGGGUGAAGGUGGAGGCUAGGCCCCACCGCACCCCCUGGGAACUGCCCCUUGAGCGGAGGGAGCACAAGAGCGCCACCACCUCGUUCACCACGCUGAUGGCAGGUCCUCCUGACGCCCCGCUGGAUGUGCAGCUGGAUUUGGGACCCACCCCUGGCAUCGCACUCAUCAGCUGGCUCCCCGUCACCAUCGACGCUGCAGGCACCUCCAAUGGCGUCCGGGUAACGGGCUACACCAUCUUCGCCGAUAAGGACAAAGUGUUAGAGGUGUCGUCCCCGACAGCGGGCAGCGCCUUGCUGGGCCCGUCCCAGAUGCACAUCCUCAAGUCGGCCAGCGAGCUGACAGUGCGGACCAUGUCCCCCCACGGGGAGUCAGCAGACUCUGUGCCCAUCAAAGUCCAGCCCAAACUUAUCGCCAUAGCGACGGGCGUGACCCCUCCUCAAACGUCCCUGCCGGCCGCCUCCAACAUCGGCGCCUCCCUGGACCCCACCCCCCGUGUCACCCCGCCACCGACAGGCGACACUUCUGCCAAACCGCCCGUGCUGCUCCCCUCCCCGCCACUAGAGGCGCUCGCCGGGGGUCCGAAGGCGGAGCCCUCCUACGCCAAAGCCUGGGCGGACCCCUCCGUCCCUGACGCAGACGUCCCUGUCAUCACGCACGAGGUCUCCGCCCCGUCCCAACCCCGCAGCAACCUCACGGUCAGCGUGGCCGUGCCGUCCGGUGCCGACGAGGCCUUAGAGUUCGGCAAAGCCCCAGAGAGCCCGGGAGCCAGGCGGCCGGCCGUGUCCAUCUCCGAAUUCCUGGAAGAGACUCUGACCCCCGCCGAGCCCAGCGCCCCGCUCACCAGCUCCUCCCAGGCCCCUCCCGCCGCCCCCAAGGCCGUCCCGGAGCCAGACCCCCUGAACCCACCCGACACCCACCCUCUCCGCCCCGUGCAGCCCUCCCCGCUGGAGUCAGAGACGGAGGACGAGAGCUCGCAGACCGGGCGUUUGGUGUCCAUCGACGAGUUCCUGGACCCCGACCGGCAGAGACACGACGGCGGCUACGCAAAGAGACGCCAGGACUACGCGGCGGGUCAGAUGGAGCCGCUCAGCGAGUACCCGGCGGAGAGCAGCCGGGGCUCGGACCUGUCGGACAUCCUGGAGGAGGAGGAGGAGGACCUGUACUCCGACCCCCCGGGAGAGGAGCGCAGCCGGGGCUACAGCCUGGGAGCAGCUGCCAGGCUGGACGCGUGGGAGGUGGACAGUGAGGAGGACCUCCUGGAGAAGAUCCUGAAGCUGCCACUGCAAACCUACCAUGAUGCGGAGCUCUUCAGCAUCGCCGAGGUCACUGAGGAAGAGGACAACUGCUUGGAACUGGAUGAGGCCAGCCCACAGGGAGGAGCCAGCUUUGGAGGUGGCCCAAUGGCCAGCAGCAGCUGCUUGAGUCGCAGAUACUACGGCCCCAAAGACCUGCUGACCAGCAACAGGCCCCGCCACCACCUGGGCCUCUCAGCGGACAGUGCCAUGCCAGUCCGGAGCAAACGGAAGCACCGCGUUCACUACGCCGACACAGUGGAGACCAUCAACUACCUGGAUGAGUGUGACUCAGACAGCAGUGUCUACAUCCCCAACAAGGACGUCCAGGUGAGGGUGUCCCAGGAGACCGGGCACAGGACCUACCCUCUGAGGGACGGAGCCAGUCGGAGCGCAGACCGGCUGAGGAGGGAGGCAUUGCUGAGGAGCCAGAUGACCUCCAACCUGGUGUCCUCGGGCCAGUACCAUCACACGGGCCCAAGGGCAGAGGCCCCCGCUGGCACGGGGGCGGAGAUCGACAUUGAGUACGGGACGGAGGACGACGAAGAGGUGGCCCCUUACGACCCCGGAGAGGUGCCGGAGCAGUUGAGCCCAGAGUGGUGGGUCGAGGGCGAGUGCUCGGAGGUCCCGGAGGAGCCGAGCAGCCAUUUCGUCUCAUUUGGUUCCCUCGGGCCCCAAAAGGCUCCGGGUCCUUACUCUAGGGUGCCCCCUGAGGACCUACAUCACGACCACAGGUUAUUCCCGCGGCGUGCCAAACCCGAGCAUGCGGCCAAGGGUUACAGCUCCACGGACAGCCACGCAAGGGAAACUCUUGGCAACGAGGACCCGCAUGUGACUAAGGAUUCCUCAGCCUGGUAUGGGCAGAGCUCGCUGAAGCCGGGGCAUACUGAAGCAAGGCAACCCACAGAUGGCCAGUUGGAGGCAGAGCCUGAGAGGCUGGUUGCCGAGGGCGAGGUGCGCAUUUUCGUGGCUCUUUUCCCCUACGACCCUGCCAUCAUGUCCCCCAACCCGGACGCUGCCGAGGAGGAGCUGCCUUUCAAGGAGGGGCAGAUUAUCAAGGUGUGCGGCGAGAAGGACGCCGACGGUUUCUACCGCGGGGAGUGCGGGGGCCGCCUGGGCUUCGUGCCCUGCAACAUGGUGUCCGAGAUCCAGGUGGACGACGAGGAGACCAGGGACCAGCUGCUGCAGCAGGGCUUCCUGUCCGCAGAGGCGUCCAUGGAGAAAAUAGUGGAAUCUGCCGGUGUUUGGGAGGACAGUGUAGACUCGAGUAGAGAUUCCAGUCUGCCCGCCAGCGGACCCCCGGCCCUCGCCCCCCGCAGGAUGGUGGCCGUCUUCGACUACGACCCCCGGGAGAGCUCCCCCAACGCCGAUGUCGAGGCCGAGCUCAAAUUCAGUGCCGGGGACGUCAUCCACGUGUUCGGGGACAUGGACGACGAUGGAUUCUUUUACGGGGAAGUGAAUGGGCAGAAAGGUCUGGUACCAUCCAACUUCCUGCAGGCCCUUCCUGAGGCUGGGGACGAGUCGUCCAGGGGCCCCGUGGUGGACCAGGGCCAGUCAGAGAGCAGACAGGAGUCCCAGGUGAGCCUGACCGCGUCGGAGGACCAGCCCGCACCACGGGUGGCCCCAGAAGCAGAGUCCCCUCUUGCUCCAGACCCAGCCCCCAGCACCUCUCCCCCUCACCCGCCUCCCUCAGAGAGCCCCAUGCAGACAGACGCCUCUCCCCCAGGCAAGAAGAAAAAGGGCUUCUUCUCCAAAGGGAGGAAGCUGCUCAAAAAACUGGGAUCUAGCAAGAAAGACUGAUUGCCAGGGCAACUUCCCCUUUCUUUCUUUUUUUUUUAAGCAGAAAGCACUUUUUAGACUUUAGUUUUUACUCUGUUCUGUGCUGGUCAUUUAGGACACUAACCAGCCUCUCCCUGAGAUGCGUUGGGGAAAAUGUCGACCAUCUGUGGGGUUUCCUGUAAGCACUUAGUUUGUCCGUUGAGCAGUUUGACGUGGUUCUCACUGCUUUUAUUGAAGGAGGACAUGGCAUUACAAGGCUGUGAAGUUGCAUGUUUAAGUUGGGUACCCUCCCUCUGCCCUUUAACUACUCAAAUCCCUUCACUAGAUGAGCUGACUAUUACUCCUAACUGUCAUGUAGGCUUAUGUCAAAAGCUGGAAUAUAUUUGUGCAUAAUUAUUAACAAUAGAAGCAAUUAAAGAGGUAAAAGCUAGUGUGCCACAUGGUCUUAUAGUAAUAUAACUCAAUAACUACAGAAACACCCAUGGGAGUGUUAAUAUCUGUGUUUUAUGUAUGUGAGUUGACCUGUAAAAGGUUUCUCUGCUAUUAUUCAAUGCCAGACAGAAGAUAUUCUCUCUUUAUUCUUCUUUUGGUUUGUUCACACUUAUCAAGUGGAUUGAGAAAGGAUUGAGUUUUAAAUGGAUCUAAUCUGUUAAGUGGUAAUUGCAUGUUUCUUGUCUAAGGUGUUUUUAAUAAGUGUUUUAAUGUCUUCAGCUUUUUGAAAUUCCACCCUGUUUAUGCACUAUCCGUUUGUUUGAAUCGUUCGGUGUGGCAGUUUGCACAUACAUAAGUGUAGCCAUGUUUGUGCAAAGCAUCCAUGAGCUUAUUGGCUAUGCUUUUCCAUACCUUGAGCUGUCAGAAGAUUGCAAGAUCUUUUUUAGUGUGACAGCACUGAACAUUCAAAAACUUUAGUAUUCAUUGGCUUUCUAAUGAAAACAAUGCAGUGUGAAAUAUGAUUGGUCUUGCCGACAGACUUCCCUUCACUCCCGUGUAUUUAAUUAUAUGUAGAUGUACCGUUAGCUCGUGAAACUGAGACUGUUGUCUUUGCCUUUUUGAACUGAAAAUUGACAUUUUAAGUCUGAAUUGUCAUGGAUGGAAGUGUCAGUACGUGAGCGGCUUGUUGACGUAUGUUGGCUGCUAGCCCGUCAGCAAUCGGCGUUGUCCAAGCAACGUAGUAUGAAGUCAUUCAAAAGCUCACAGGACUUUUAAUGCGGCGACUGUUUUCUCUUUUGGAUUUUCCUCCGUUUUAGGAGUGUGACAUAUUUGUCUCUGUAACGAUAAUGAAUGUUGUAAAAAUGUUUAAAUGGCUUUGAUCAUAGAGGGUGCUCAGCAACUGGGGGAAAAUAUUAAUUACCAACAUGGCCAACAACCCAUGGUUUGGUAACCAGAAACUCUAGUUCUUUGACUUGUUUUAUUUCACAAUAUGCAGUGGUUUAUUUUCAGGAAGCAUUUAACUUGGUAUUGGUUGCCCCUGUGUUGAGGUGUUUGUUUCUUUAUUUUGUAUUUUAAAUGACAGGGCUCUUAUAAAAUCAAGCUCUCAGGUUUAAUGGGUAGUUGGACAGUUUAGCAUUUAAACCACCCAACCCUAACCCUGUACUCGUUUCCUUAGCAUCUGAUUCUUGCCAAACCUUUACUGUUUUACCUGUUAUUGUUUCAACUGCAGAACAGUCAUGAUGGUUAACACUACAUUUUGAUGUUGUGUCUGACCAGAUGCAAAGGUAGUUCAAAGAGACAACAAGUAGUUGAAGCUCAAGGGAAGUAUUUAUUUAUUUAUUUUUUUUGUUUGGGUUUUCCCCAUGCGUCCACAGUGUUACUGAGAGGUCAAUUGUAAAAGACCGUAUGGGUGAUACUGGUUUUACCCUGAAUUAGGUCAUGCGAUCUUCGCCUCUCGCUUUAGUCUCCUUAGAUAGAAAAGGCUACAAAGGGAAAAAGAGCACUUUGAAUUUUCUGAAAACAUAUGUAGUUUAAAUUUGCAAUCUCCAUGGCCUUUAGCUUUCAGUGCUCCCUAUAAUGCUCAGUAGUUAAAUGCUCAGCUGUUAACCUUCAUUGCUUUAAGAAUGUACCAGCCAAAUUGGCCCUGUUACUAUUAGCAUAUGCUAGCCUGCACUGCUGUUUAAAUAGACUUAAAUGAUAGGAACUACACUAGCAACAAUUGAUAUGUAGCCUUAUAUGACCUCUUUUAGUCUUAAUUUGUUGUUUACACUAUAUUUAUAUUAACUGCAUGCAUAAUGUUCUACCCAUAUUCUGCCUUAUUUGUUACAUUAAUGUAUUUAUAGAAUGUCUGCCAUUUUGUUUGCAGUUUUGGUAUGUUUUAUGGUAGCCAAGUAAGGAGCAUGCAAAAUGCAGCAGUUAGACCUGUAUAUAAUGUACAGCGUACAAAUUGUUGUUGGGUUUUGUCUAUGAAGUAUGAUAUUUUUCAUACAGUAGAAAGCAUUUUCCCUUACUGCUGUACAUGUUUUUAAAAACCAGAAUUUUUUUGUAUAUUGAGAUUUUUAUUACCUGUUUUGAAAGCUCAUGUGUACAUAUGGUCCUUUUUGUUAUUGUUUAUCUGUUUUUUGCAUGUCUUCUUAAAAAGCAGUGUUGGUUUCAGAAAUGGUAAUAGUGGAAUUAGUGUACGGAGGAGGCAACUUGAAAGUGUGAAGAUUUCUUUCAGUAUGGAAUCAAUCUUUUUACAUGAAUAAAGUAUAUUUUCACAUAAAA